Molecule: messenger RNA, 1379 nt
Organism: Chlamydomonas reinhardtii
Lineage: Eukaryota; Viridiplantae; Chlorophyta; Chlorophyceae; Chlamydomonadales; Chlamydomonadaceae
Exons: 3
Coding region: 263-505 (80 amino acids)
Source: RefSeq, a predicted model, not a curated record
CCGUAUACAGUUACACAGCAUCGUUCACCGUGCACCGUGAUAGCUUGCCGUCGGCCUAGACAAUUGCCUGCAAAAGUUUUGCCACGCUCUACGAGUCGCGGCCAACUUCCGCCGGCGCCUCACCGCCAGCAAGAGCUUCGCUGCAUUUGGAGCACACACAAAGUUGCUGUGCACUUCAGCGGAGGCAUCGCGCUUGCGGCGAGCCAUUUUCGUAACUGGAUUUUUAACUCGGGUUCGACCCUGCCUAAUUUCAGCCAACGCCAUGGUCUGUCCUAUGCGCUUCGUGCUGGUGGCUAUUAGCGCCGUGCUUGCUCUGACCGCGGUGGUGCUGAGCAACCGGCCUGAAGGCGAGCCGGGCUCGGCUUCUUCCAAGACCCGAGAGGAGCAGCAAGCCGAGCGAGCAAGGUCGUGGAAAGAUGGAAUGUACUUCAUUCGGGACGCAUUCACCGGCAAGUACAUCUACACGCAACUUGUGCGCUACCGUGGCGGGGCCCGCGCUGCAUAAGCUAGCCUUUGGGUGUGGCAUAGCAUCGUGCGUCCGUUGAGCGCGUGUCGUGCCGGCCAUACGUUGCGUAAAGCUUAACAGCAAAGCAGGUGAUUCUUCUAUGGGUGUAGAGUUUUCUUGUAGGUGCAGCUAUUCAUGCCACUAUAUAUACUAGUUUUGUAGGGAGGGAAGGGGUGCAGAAAACGGGCUGGGUUUUCCGUUGACGGUUGGAUGCGACGGACGGUCUUGCAUAUCGCAUUUGUAUCCUAGUUGAGUUUAACUCUCAUGCGCAGUAUUUUUGGUCGGUGGCUGAGCCACAUGCCCGGGCAGCGGCAAGGCACGAGCAGGGGGGCACGCAUAAUGGUGGAUGACCAAGAGGUGGCCACUUGGGUGUUAGGCUGGGGUGGGGUCAGAGCGGCGCUUGCGUGUCAGUUGAGGGAACCUCGAUUGGUUGGAUGGGCAUAGCAGUGUUUGUUGCGCACGGGCGUGCCUAGCGCAGCCCCUCCAACUCAUGUAUGGUCGGUAUUAAAGAGAGUGCUGUCGGUAAGAAUGAGGAGCGUAGUGCUCCAUCCAAACACAGCAAUGAGUACUGACGUGAAUAGCCUUUGCAUAAGAGGAUUCAAACUCGCCAUUGCGAGCUAAGUGAUGUACAUAGACUUGGCAGCUGAUGAUGCGUACACACACGCCACGGUGCGCAUCCUGGUGGGCAUGUUGUUGGGUUUGCUUCAACUGCGCAGGGGUGCCAGGCACCCCUGCAACGGAGCAGCACAGGAUGUGAUAUUUGGCGUCGUAGGGUGGCGGCCGUGGGUGGCGGCUUUCGGCCUGGGCCUCUUCUUUCUACAAGGACAGGACAGCACGCUGGACCUGGCGCACCACCUUGUAAUCACACACACGC